UCUGAAGCACAAGUAUGUAGUGUUUGUUUGCUUUGUUGUUGUGGUGUAAUUUUAACGUUAUGAUAAAUGGAAAUAGUGUUCUUUUAAAUUAUUAUAGUAGUUAACAAAAUCAAGAGCUAACUUACAACCCUAUUAAAAGAAGAUCGAAUUAUAUGAACCUUUACAGGGAUGAUUGAGAAGCAGACAAAAUGGAUAUUAGAAAUCGCAUGUUAUUGCAACAACAUCAGCAGUUAAUUGUGAAUGAUCUGGACGUGAGAUACAUACUAGACGAAUUGUUUAGUAAGCAAGCUAUCUCUCAUAAGGAUUUCGAUCACAUUUAUCAAUUGAAUGAUAGAGCCGACAGGGUCCGUUUUCUAAUAAAAACGAUCCUACAAAAUGGCAACAACAGUGCAUUUGAUGCCUUCGUAGACAGCUUGGCGAAGGACUACAAUUGGAUAUGGAAGAAGUUCGCGCUGGCUGACAGUAAAGCGAUGAUUGAAGACAGCUUCGAGGAUAGCAUCAGUAGGGGAGAUGUGCCGAGGCUGCCCGACCAUUUCGUUAGACGGAUUGCUGUGGAGGAAGAUGUAGCGAAUAAAUUGAAAGCGCUAACUCGUCACAAAAUCCUGGCGCUCCAUGGCAUGUCUGGUUCAGGCAAGACAUGUGUCGCCAUCAGUGUGCUGCGGAACAAUCCAGAACUAGUCACCGAUGACUUCAAUGGCGUCGUGUUUUGGCGCAAUCUCGGCAAUUGUAAGACUGAAGAUGAUAUCAUCGCUCAACAGAAUAAGUUAUACCGAAAAGCAUCAAUACUAUGCAAUCAAUCGAACAAUUCUUUCAUGAAUUCUUCAAUAUCGAUGUCUAGUAUCGGUUCCAACGCAGACUCAAUAUCUAGUACAGACUGGACGUGCCAAGAACUAAAAGAUAGAUUACGAGCUAUGUUCUCAGACCCGGCUUUAAAGAAAGCGCUAUUGGUGCUCGAUGAAGUGAAUGAAAAGAAAUGUUUGGAAGCAUUUGAUGUCGGGUGUAAGAUUUUGGUCACUACACGGGAUACAGAUGUGAUAUCUACGUUUCAUCCGCAGAUUGUUAGAAUAGAAAACCAUUUCACCGAAGAAGAAUCUCUGUCUCUCAUAUCAUCAUGUAUAGAUAUACCAGAAUCAAAGCUUCCCAGACAAGCGAAACGAUUGCACGAGAUAUGCAAAGGCAGUCCGUUCCAUAUUGCACUAAUUGGUGCUGAAUUAGCGGAAAAUAAGGAGAGAUUGGUCCACGAUACAAGGCAUUGGAAUUAUUAUUUGAACAAGCUGGAGAAGAAGGAGUAUUUUUUUUUAUCAAAACAAAACGGCAAUCCGAUGAAACCAAUAGAAAUGUGCAUCAAUUCCCUCAAACCAGAUAUUUUACCACUGUUCAAAAUGCUCUCAAUCUUACCGGACAAUGCCAAAGUAUCGGCAAAGGUGCUCAGUAAAUUGUGGAAUAAGGAUAUAAGCAAAGUUGAAAGUAUUAUGAAACAGCUACGAAGCAAAUCCUUAAUAAUCGAAUUCUAUGACCAAGAACAAAGGAAUUAUAUAUAUGAAGUGCAUGACUUAAUCAUGAACUACUUGAAAACUACAGUCACGGAAGACGAAGUGAGAAGAUUGCAUAGAGACUUCCUAAAGAGUUACAAAUACGAUGCGGAUAAUGCUCCCGAAGAAAUAGAAGACGAUGGUUAUAUAGCUUUUUAUAUCGGUUAUCAUUUAUUUCAUACGCAAAAUUUGAACAAACUAUGGAGUUUGUUCGGUAAACUGUUUUUGGAUCUCAAGUUCCUGGGCAAUAAAGUGAGAUUGACCGGACCGGCCGAUGUUAUAUUGGAUUUGCGGAAAUAUGAAGAUCAUAUAGUUGAUGGGGAAUUAGACAGAGAACUACUAUACAGCAUCCGUUUGUACCUCAGCACACACGGAACGGAUCUAUACCGCUCGCCCAGCACAGAUGUAGUGCAAAGUAUUCUACAACAUGAGAGUAAAGGCAUAUUGUACACUAAAGCUUCGUCUGUUGCACAACAGGGCUGCGAUAUGAAUGAAGUUUAUUUUGAAUUCUUACACGAGCAAAAUGUUGAAGAAAUAAAACACACGACGAUAGACGCCAAAGAAAUAAUUACGACGGUGUGCUUUCUGAGGAAUUACGUCGUAGCGGGUACUGUCACUGGCGCUAUAAAGUUCUUCGAAAUAUCAACAAACAAGCUCAAAAAGGAGCUCCAAACCGGCGACUCCGCGAUCAAGUGGGUGGGCGUGUGCCCCGCGAGCCCCGCACGUGUGGCCGCGCUCGCCUGUAACGGGGCUCUUGCGUUAUUUUAUGUAGACGAGCUUGAUUGGGAUACAGACGGAGUUAUUGAAGAAGAAAACGAAGAACCGUUAAACAACAACGACGCGACAAACACAAUAAUACAACCAAAACUGGGGCCGUUUAUAUCCGCUCGCUGGGCAAACACAGACGAACUGAUCAUCACGCACACAGCCAAAGAGAUCAUAAUAUACAAGACGAAUGGACAAGUGCACCAUUUUAUAGACAAUUUGUAUAGGAACAGUGAUAUGUUGUGUUGUGUGUUGUGUAGCUUCGAUAAGCACGCGAUAGUUGCGACUGCGGGCGUGAGUUCGUACGCGUUGGAUGUUAUCGACUUGAAGACGAAGACGAGACAUAGUUUUGCAGAGAGCGGUUUAGUUUUGGAUAUAUUGGUUGUUUCUGAUAACAAAAUAAUAACGUUAAAAGAAAGGGAAAUAUCGGAAUUUGAGUGUAAAAUGAGUACCUAUAUAAUGCAAACAUGCACAACAUGUAAGGGCAGGGUUAUAAUAACAGCUCAAAGUAUAAAGCCUAACAUGUCCUUUCUGUCUAUGGCUGUGAACAAAUCCGGUACUUUGUUGUUUGUAUCUACUGAUGAUAGUCGAGUACUGUGCAUUGAUCUCAAGACGUCAGCUCAUAUAUUUGAUUUGGAAAAUCGGAGAGGGAAUGUAGUAACAAUGGCGAUGAGUGAGUUCCUCAUGGACGACUUCGAACCUGGUUCCGAUGUAUUAUUAACAGGCACAGGCACUAUUGAGAACUCUUUGAAAGUUUGGUUCUUAGACCCGUCGUUUGUGUCGCAGAAUGCUCAUAAGAAUGCGAAGGUCCGUCUAACAACGAAAUUCGACGCGAGUUUCAUAGCAACACUAUCACCACACACACCCACACAAGCGAACAGUUCCCCACACAGCACGCACACAACCCCACAAAGACACCAAUCAUUCGCCAGUGCUAAGGAAGUUAAGAAAAUACUAAAAAGCACUAUGAGUCUAGAUAGGCAUAUGCUGAAACCGCUCAAUUUGAAGGGAAUUUGUAAUGGGAAUGAAGGUCAGGGACAACCGUUGCUAGCGGUGGUCGAUGAUAAGAAUAAUAUACAGGUGAUGCGUGGUCGAAAAAUAUUAACGGAAAUAUCAACAGACAUCGAACAAAUCAUAACAACAGUAAAAAUAUCGCCUUGCAACCAGCACGUUAUAUACGGCUUACAAUCCGGCAUUGUUCGGAAAUUCUCUCUACGUACUAAAGAGAAUAUCACUAUAAUGGAUGUGUAUAGUGCUGUGAAAUAUUUAAAUUUCGUGAAUCCUGAUGUUUUAAUAGUGGCGGGAAAGAAUAGAUGCAUUAUGGCGUAUAGGUUGAUGGAAAACGGUGAUUGGAAACCGGAGAUGUUGCAGAGGGGAAAUUGUAAUUUGGGCUCGCAGGAGUUGCUUAAUAAUUGGCAGGGCGUAAAGAAAAAGCAGGUCGACCAAAUCUCAAACUCGAGCAGCGAAAUGAGUAUGACGUCACGAACAAUCGUAGAUAAUAAAGUUUUCAAGCCAAGUAACCUCGUAGACUGCUAUUGGUUGAAGGAUAUAGGUUUAAUUACCAUCGAGUCAAAUGCGACCAUAAAGCUAUGGGAUGAAGAUCUAAAAUUGUCCAGCGUGUUAAAUGGAAAGCAAGCAGAUGUUAAUAUACGGUGCUCCGCGUUUGAAAAGGAUGUGCUUGUUAUAUGCGAUGACCGUAAUUUGGCUUUUCAGACGUUUGAAUUAAAGAAACGAGAUCAUGUAUCGUUACGAGUAAUACAAGAGAGUCAACUCAACAACAGGAUUAUUUGCUGCGCGCUCACUGAAGAUGGGAAUAUUUUAGCUAUGGGACUCGAUUCGGGAGAUGUCGCGAUAUGGAACGUGCCGCUAAAACGGCAAGUGCGUCUGCUGAAGCACCACAAGAGCAAGGUGCAAUGGUGCGGCUUCUCGCCGUCACCAACGCGCACAGCGGACGACGGGCCGCCGCUGGUGCUGCUGACGGUGGGCGCCGACGUCGUGUGGUGGAACGUCACCUAUCUGAUACGGAGCAAGCCGAGCCGGGCCUGGAAGGGUAACUGGAACGUAGUGACACCGAUAGCAAGCCCACUGGAACCUAAAACUGGCCUCACGCCGACCGACACCAACUCGAACACGCACUUCUUCUUCGGCGACAGUCCACUGGACCCGCACUAUCACUGGAAACUGCACUGGAAGCGGAAGACAUGCAAAGAAGGAUCGAAAAGGAAAGAGAUACUCGCGUGCAUAAAGCUCUACGGUAUGUACGCAAAAUGUAUCCGCCAUGAUGAAAAAUUCUGCUGUUUUGUAACCGUUGAUAACACUGGUCAUGUUCAUAUAAUGACGCUCAUGGACUCACAAGCACCUUAAAUUACAGAUAAUAUAUUUUCAGGAAAUAAUCAAAUCUAUUAUUCGUACAGUUACACGGAUAGUUAAUAUUCUUUUUAAAUUUGUGUAUGGAAAAGUUUAAAUAUCUGGAAAUAUAUUGUAGAUAAAGUCAAAUUUGUGUGAUGAGUCACAUGCAUUCCUGUAACUUUUCUCAAUUCAAUAAUUGCGGGCCAAUCGUUCUACGUGUUAUAAUAAUUAUAAUUCCUUCGUCAGUGAUAGAUAUACAUGUAAUCAUUCCAGUUUAAAUGCAAGGUGUUUUAUAAAAAAAAACUAAAAACGGUAUUUUCGAAAUGAUUAUUCACCAGUAACAUACUGCUCCAAGUUAUUUGUCUCAAAUUAUUUUAGGUUAUUAAAUGAAAACUGAUCAGUUAUUAUAACUUAUUUUAUGUAAUGCUUUAAGCUUCAUCGAAAGAUAUUUUUAAUGUGCUCUCUGAUCUCAUUUUUGAGCAAAUAUAAAUGUUUUUAAUUGUUUAGAUAAUUUUUUAAUCAUAAUUUUAUAAUUUAGAACAAUUUUUUAGUAGAAUAGCUGCCAUUUUUUAAUUUUAACUUUUUAGGCAACGAAUUGUGCUCGGACAAUGGUUUUAGUAAAAUUUUAAUUAUUUGUAGCUUUACAGAUAACUUCGAAUAGUGCUUUUUACAUUCUCAUUAUUUGCUAAUUUUUGGCUUAAAACACAUUUAAACAUGUGAGGUUGUCUUUAUUGUAACAUUUAUAUUGGACAUUAUUAAUUGAUAGUAAUACAUAUCUCGGCAUCAUCAUUUGUUACUUUAACUAUGUCUUCCAAUGCAUUUUUAUACUUGCAAAAUAAGCUGGCAAUAUGAAACUUUGUGAUAAAGUAGGUUUUUUCAAAUUUGUCAACCAUUGAAACGCACAUUAAAGUGAUAGGUUUAUAUGCUUUUAAAAGUGGCACUUGUAAAUAUAUGUUACCGUUAAUAAGCAAUAAUAGUAUGGUAAAUAUUUGAACCCACCACUGCAUAUAAGACAAAUUAUAGUGUUCUCCGAAAUGGCCGAUGGCCUUUGAAUUUCAGUAAAUUUAUCUUAAUACGUAAAAUAUACACCAUGUUUAGUGAAAUAAAAAUGAUGUGUACCUUAUUAUUAUUCAAACACUUGGAUAUAUUCAUAAAUUCUAUUUGUAAUAAAAAAAAGGAUAAAAUUAUUAAAAUUGCAAACACUGCCUAUACAACCGUCCCAUAAAAUGAACAAGUCUGUAUUUAUAAAUUCAUCAUGCCAAUAAAACUGUGCCAUUUUUGGUAGAAUGCAGUAAUUGUAAAUAAAGGUAUAGAUUGUAAGCCUUAUAGUACAUGUUGGUGAGAUUUAAAGCGAUGUAAGGUCAAAUUAUGGUGCUAUAAGUGAUUGAAGUUUAUCUCAAUUUAUAUUUAAGAGAUUGUUAAUGUGUAGCUCAUAAGGAAUAUCAUAUGUAAUGUAUAAUGCUCAAUUUUUUCGCAUUUUCUUUUCUGUUCCUAAUUUUUUUAUACAAUUUAUUAUUUUUCUCCGUAAUGACAUUAUUAUUAUUAUUUAAUGACUUAUGUUCUUAAGUACAUUGUUUUACUUUUUAUAAAAUAAUGUUAUUUUCAUGUCACAACACAUUUUCUAUUUUAAUUAUUGAAUAUUUAAAUGAUAUAGCGUCAAAUUAUCAUGAUCUAUCAUUUUAUCAUAAUGUAAUACCGGUUAAAGUUAUACAUAUUUUUAGAUUUUUUAGAUAAUACUUUAUUUUGUGAAAUAUUCUUUACUUUUAAUAAUAAACAUUUUAUUGAUGA
Messenger RNA from Colias croceus (clouded yellow), 6434 nucleotides. RefSeq lists its product as uncharacterized. The transcript has 20 exons. NCBI's taxonomy places the organism in Eukaryota, Metazoa, Arthropoda, Insecta, Lepidoptera, Pieridae. Gene Ontology annotation, biological process: regulation of apoptotic process. The record is from RefSeq and is a predicted model, not a curated record. Bases 189 to 4661 code for a protein of 1490 amino acids. Gene Ontology annotation, molecular function: ADP binding; protein binding.